Molecule: messenger RNA, 1155 nt
Organism: Ophidiomyces ophidiicola
Lineage: Eukaryota; Fungi; Ascomycota; Eurotiomycetes; Onygenales; Onygenaceae
Exons: 1
Coding region: 1-1155 (384 amino acids)
Source: RefSeq, a predicted model, not a curated record
AUGCUGAGCGAUAAUCACCGCCAGGAGCUUCGACUUCGGGUUGGCAAUUUCCUUCUCUCCGAUACCUCCCCCCAACCACCUGAGGCUUCCCCGGUGGUUCUACGCCCAGAUUCACGAGACCCGUGCGAUGAAAUCCAAAUGUCAGCCGACGCGCAGCUACAGGAAGAAGUGGGCGAGGCCCGAUCAUCGGGGCGGUCGGCCAGGGGCCGUGUCAAAAAUGCGCGCACGCUGUGGACACAUGUGAUGGAGAGAGCGCUGUUGAACGGCCUUGUCGAAGCUCGAAAACAGUCUCUCGAUACUUUAAAUUGGAAUUUCAGAGCUGCAGGGUGGAGUAUUGCUGUAUCUUUGGUCCAGCAGAGCACUGAUCAACCCAUGACGAGGGAAAUAUGUGACAAUCGCUGGCGCAAAAUAAGAACCAUUUGGAGGCUUUGGGAGAGACACAAGAAACAAGUUGCUGACUGGACAUGGAACUCACAUAUUGAAACUUAUGUUAAUAACGUUGAGGUGACCAGAGACUACUUUGACCGUCACCCCGACCUACAAAUAUUUCGCGCGCAUGGCCCUGCUCAUAUGGACUUACUUGAGAAGCUCAUGUACGGCAAUCCCACAAGUGAGGACCAUGAUGAGAGCAGGGUAGAGAUAUCAAAUGGAGACAAGGAGAGGCUGGAGCCCGUUGAACCCGAAAACUCAACGCCAUCGCCUGCUUUACCUGCCAUAACAAAGCCAUUAUACCAACCCGACCCCAUAGCACCUACUGGAAUACCCGCACCUCCGAUGGUCAUCAGCCAGGUGGCAAAUCAAAUACCACCUCCCAUACCUACGCCUACUGAUGAUAGAUUCCAAGCGGAGUCACGAUUAGUCAAUGCUCUCAUAACAUACGGGAAUAUCCUUGUUGAGACAUCAAGGGGGAUAAGUACUUCAAUGGUGUCACCCUUUCAGACCGCAUGCACCGAGUUUGUAAAGGAAGCAGAUCAGCUGCUUCCCCUCUCUUGGAGGAACGAAACAGGUCGGGUCCCAUACUCUCGUUAUAGUGUUAUUUUGAAAGCCUUGCGGGAUCCGCUGGUGAGCCAGACAUAUAUUUCAUUACGACAUUGCCCUAUAGAGGAUCGGCGCGAAUGGAUUAUGGAUGUGUUAAGAGAUCGAGAUGCAAACUGA